This is a messenger RNA of Odobenus rosmarus divergens (Pacific walrus), 602 nucleotides long. Its product is annotated as period circadian protein homolog 3-like. The record is from RefSeq and is a predicted model, not a curated record. Lineage: Eukaryota; Metazoa; Chordata; Mammalia; Carnivora; Odobenidae. Gene Ontology annotation, molecular function: transcription cis-regulatory region binding; transcription corepressor binding. Bases 14 to 454 code for a protein of 146 amino acids. Gene Ontology annotation, biological process: negative regulation of transcription by RNA polymerase II; entrainment of circadian clock by photoperiod; circadian regulation of gene expression. Gene Ontology annotation, cellular component: cytoplasm; nucleus. The transcript has 3 exons.
CAAUGACAGCAGUAUGUACUUCGCUAGUACUGAUAAUUCUUCUGAAAUCACCUCAAACGGGCAGCAGUCUCAGGAUGUACAAAAGGAAACAUUUCCCAGUUUAGCUGAAGAGUCCAUGUGGAGAAUGAUAAAACAAACUCCUGAGUGCAUUCUAAUGACAUAUCAGGUACCUGAGAGGGUGACAGAGGCUGUCCUGAGAGAGGACCUGGGGAAGCUGGCGGGCAUGCGGGGGCGGCAGCCCUGGUUCUCACGCGGGCAGAGGGAGGAGCUGGUCAAGGUGCACUCCUGGAUUCAGAGCCAGACGAUCCCUCAAGGAAUAGACAUCCAAAUGACAUUACGUCAUGCUGCCCGCUCUUGUUCUUUCUUGGAGGGCUGCAUCACUUGCGAAAGCCAAGACUCCCUCAGCGACGCCGCAGAACCCUGUGGUCAAGCUCCAGCAGCGAACAGUGGUUGAGUGGCCGUGGAGGCGUGCCCGCCGGAACCCACUGGACAACCAGACCUCUUCAUGUGUCUCUUUAAACCCCGACUCUAAGUGACCAUGAAGUUGUCACUGAAUGUUAAGACUUUCCCUUCUUGAUAUUUUAAUAGGCAUCGUUUCUCUG